CGCGUUUUCUGAAGGAAGAAUGUAAGACAAUCUGUUCAAAAAGCGUACAUUAAUUACUUUCUUUAUUGAACCCUUAGUGUUAUUUAAUAUUUUCAGUUUUUAAAAGAAAUAUUUCAUUAACUGGCUUUAGUGAAGCUUUGCAGUAAUGGAUAACUUUUCUUCGAAAAAGCCAAAAACUGAAGGUAAAUAUUAUAUAAUCCUGUUUAUUAUGACUUUUUAAUUUUAUAUGCACUCUUUGUAAAGUAGCAGUGUAUUGAAAUGGAAAUGUAUAAGAAUAUAUGCAAUAUUAUGUAUACGGCUUCUAAAAAUAAAUUUGUUAUUAUUUAUAAAUUGCUUAAAUGUCAAAAUGAAAUAAUUUGACAGUUGACAUUACAAUGAAUUUUAAUUUUGAGGUUAAAUAUCUGUUUGUGUCUCAUUCCAUGUGGUUGGCUGUAUUUUUAAAACUAAUUCAAAUUCAAUAAUAUAAAAAUGAUUCGAAGGCAGGCCCGUUUAAGAAGGGAAUAUUUGUAUAGAAAAACUAUUGAAGAUAAGCAAAAAUCAAUUCAGGAUAAAAAAGACCGAAUAAAAAAGAGCCUUGAUCAACACACCACCAUUCAUGGGGAUCUACAAAAGAAAGCACUUCAUUAUGCCAAGAAAAUAGAAUGGGAAGAUUCAGGACCACAAGCUGCAACACUCCUUGGGGGUGAAAGUGGUGGUGCUGUAGCCAAUUCACAGGAUGAUGAAUAUAGAUAUGCAGGUGUAGAAGAUCCAAAAAUUGUAAUUACCACUUCAAGAGAUCCCAGUUCAAGAUUGAAAAUGUUUGCAAAAGAACUUAGGUUAAUAUUUCCUAAUGCUCAAAGAAUGAAUCGUGGUAAUUAUGAAAUGAAACAAUUAAUUCAGGCAUGUAGAGCUAAUGAUGUUACAGACUUUAUUGUAGUUCAUGAACAUAGGGGUGUACCUGAUAGUCUAGUUAUUUGUCAUUUACCUUAUGGCCCCACAGCAUAUUUUAAUAUGUCAGAUGUAGUAAUGAGGCAUGAUAUACCUGAUCUUGGAACUGUAUCUGAGCAGUAUCCACAUCUGAUAUUUCAUAACUUCAAAACAACAUUAGCAGAACGAACAGGAAAUAUUUUGAAAUAUUUAUUCCCAGUGCCAAAGGAGGAUUCUAAAAGAGUUAUAACUUUUGCUAAUCAUGAUGAUUAUAUCAGUUUUAGACAUCACACUUACAAAACUGUGGACAGACAGCUGGAACUAAGUGAAAUAGGACCUCGAUUCCAAUUAAGGCUGUAUGAGAUUAAGUUAGGAACAUUGGAUACUAUUGACUCUGCAGAUACCGAAUGGGCACUAAGGCCCUAUAUGAAUACUACAGUUAAAAGGCGUUUCUUUAGUGAUGAAGAUGAUCUAGAAGUAACAGGAAUAUCAAGAAGUGGAAGAGUCAGGAAAAAAUCUUCAAAAUUAAUGGACUUCGAAUCGCCAGAUGAAAUAGAAAGAAAUUUUAACAAAAAGUCACCAGUUACACAUAGAAAACAGGAAAAUUUUGAAGGUGUACCUAAGAAACAAAAAUAUGAUGAGAUGUACCAGAAAGAUGAUAAUUACGAUAUGGAUGAUAGUCGCUCUGAUACAAGUGAGUACGAGCCGAAUGCAAAUGCUACUGAAUCCAGCAUCGACGAAUCGGUGGAAUCUGAUAGUGAUUACGAAGAUAAUGAAGGUUUCAGAAGAUUAGAUGCGAAUUCCUCAAAAAAGAAGCUCGUCAUCAAAGAUGGUAAAAUAAUCAAACCAGACAAACUAAAAGGAAAGGACAAAGAUACAUUUUCAAAUUUCACUAAGUCACUAGCAUCGUCGAAAACCCCCAUGAAAACUUUCAGUAAGAAGACAGUGCCGAACAAAACUCCUCCUGGUCCUCUACAACCUUUUCAGCUUGGAUUACCGAACUACGAAAAUAUCAACGUUUCACCACCUAGUCCUCGAGGAAAGGACUCACCAUUUAAAGUAAACGGUAUUAAGCCAAUAGACGUUGCUGCCCAUUUGAAACUUCUAGGCGAAAGUUUGACUAUUAUAGGAGAGCGUCUCAAAGAGCAUGAGGGACAAAUUGCUGUAUCAGGAAGUUUAUCAGUUCUCCUGGAUUCCCUUUUGUGCGCAUUGGGACCUCUACUUUGUCUCACACAACAGAUCCCCGAGCUGCAGGAAAAUUGUUGUACUCCAGAAGAGUUAAUGAGCACUCUCGAUAAUGUUGCGUUUAUCAUGCCGGGACUUUAGUGGGACGUUGAAUAGUUUUGAUACACAAAAUUGUACAGUUUAUUGGUAAUAUUAGAAAUAUAUGUUUAUAUACCUUCUCUUUCUUUUGGAAAAAUUUAACAAAACUGGAUAUCUUCUUGUCGCUGAUGCUAAAUCCAUUCUUUUGUCACACUCUGUUUCAUGUUUUGGAUAUAAUUGACUGUAAUAAUUUAUGUUAACUCUUGGUACAUUGUGUAUCAUCCACAAAACGCAUUAUACAAGUAUUGCAUUAUGUAGCCACCGUUACCAAGACGC
Molecule: messenger RNA, 2505 nt
Organism: Diabrotica balteata
Lineage: Eukaryota; Metazoa; Arthropoda; Insecta; Coleoptera; Chrysomelidae
Source: the annotation of a GenBank genome assembly